AUGUCUUCAGAGUUCGAUAAGUUUAACGAGUGCUUAAAGGCAUCCUUCUGGAAGAACGUGAAAAACAACCGUGCCGAGCGGAAAGCCAACGGCACGGCAUUGAAAGUUGAACCAAAGCCAGAGGUAAAAAAUGAAUCCGAACCAGCGAUGCAAACGGUGGUACAGCAGCCCCAGCCACAGCUGCAGUCGAUGCGACCCACGCCCGUACCCGCACCCGUACCCGUUGUUUACAGCACAAAGUGUGAAUCGACGGUAAAUGCAUCACUGCAGGAGCUGCUGGAAAAAGAUCCGAAAUGUGAAGAAUAUGAUGACUAUAUUCCUCCGCGGGCGCCAAAAACGCCUCCCAUGGAGGACUACGAUGACAUGGUACCGCGACCGCAAACGCCCAUGGAGAUUCCCAACAUGGAUGAUGUUGUGGAAAUUUCCGACUCUCCGGAACGCUCUGGACGAAGGGCGCUGGAGAAGCUAAGCUCGAAAGAAACCAAAUCGGACGAACUGCUGCAGGAAAAGCUAUGGCAAUACUUCGGUCAUCGUGAUUUUAAAAGCCAGUUGCAAAAAGAAGCCAUCGAAACCAUCAUCGCAAGAACACGAGAUGUGUACGUUUCCAUGCCUACCGGAGCCGGAAAGUCGCUCUGCUUCCAACUACCCGGUGUAAUGCAGGAUAACAAGGUAACGAUAGUAUUUUCCCCACUGCUAGCGUUGAUCAAGGAUCAGCUAGACACAUUAGCUCGAAUUAAGAUACCGGCCGACUCGAUCAACUCAAAAAUGGGUGCUCGCGACCGCGAACGGGUAAUCAAUGACCUGAAGAGCGUGAAGACGGAUAUACGUUUUCUGUAUAUCACACCCGAGCAAGCGAAUACUGCCACAUUCAAGGACAUUAUGCAGCAUCUGGUCAAGUUCCGGAAGGUCGCAUACGUUGUGGUUGACGAAGCACACUGCGUCAGUGAGUGGGGACACGAUUUCCGACCCGACUACUUGAAGUUGGGCAAUCUACGGGCGGAAUAUCCUUCCGUGCCGUGGAUUGCACUGACGGCAACCGCUUCGAAGAGUGUAGUGGAGGACAUUUUCCAUAAUCUGCGCCUGAAGGAACCGGUGGCCAAGUUCAAAACGCCCUGCUUCCGGCACAAUCUCUACUAUGACGUAGUAUUUAAAAACUCCAUCCAAGACGACUUCCUGCAUUUGAAGGACUACAUCGAAAGCAUCCUUGGGAAACAGGACGAAGUGAAACCGAGCAAGCGUGCCUGCGGUAUCAUAUACUGCCGAACGCGUGAAAACACGGAACGUGUAGCGACAAAUUUGACGAAGCUCGGUUUACGCACGGUUCCAUAUCACGCGGGGCUGAAACAAUCCGAACGUGACCAGGUGCAGGAGGACUGGAUGGAGGGGAAGUACGUCGCGAUUGCGGCUACCAUCAGCUUCGGUAUGGGCGUUGAUAAAGGUUCGGUUCGGUUCGUUAUACACUGGGACAAUCCCCAGAAUGUGGCCGCGUACUAUCAGGAAUCGGGUCGGGCGGGUCGCGAUGGCAAAAAGUCUUUCUGCCGCAUUUAUCACUGCCGCGAUGAGUGUAAGUCGAUCGAGUUUCUGUUGCGGCAAGAUUUGCAGAAAUGCAAAGACACGCCGAAGGAGGACAGUGCCAAGCAGGCUGUGAAAAACUUCGAGAAAAUGGUCGAAUUUUGUGAAAGUGCACGGUGCCGACACCGGCUGUUUACGGACUACUUCGGUGAUGAUCCGCCCGACUGUCGGAACAUGUGCGACGUGUGCACCAACCCGAAGAAGGUGCAGAAAGCGAUCGACUACUUCCAGCAGCUGGCCUACACGGGAAAGCUGAAAACGAUGACGGCCUAUGAUGAUGAUCCGUCCGAUCUGUACGGUGGUGGUCGCAAGGGUUACGAAAACGACUACUACGAUGGGUGCAGCAGUGGCUACAGUGAUGGACGCGAAAAGCGCAAACAAAGUGAAUCGGCACUGCUGAUCCAGAAACAGUUUCUGAUUCGUAAAGCGGCCGCCGCGAAAGACAUGAGCAUGCAGCGAUCGGCCACUAUCGGGCGGGUAAAGUUUGCCAUGCAAACGCCGGUCAAGGUGAGCGGCCUAACGAUUGCCACGCGCGAAACGUACGUGACAUCGCUGGCCGAACUGAUGAAGAAAAAUGUGGAGAUCUGCAAAGGGGUCGACGAACCGGAUUACAGUCUAGCGUACAAGGACUUUGAAGAUAUUGCGGUUGAGAUGGAGUACGAGGCGUUCACUAAAAACACCGUCAAAAGUUUGUACCACCGAGCGAUUGUUAAGCAGGUAACGUCACUGAAAUCGGCCGUAGCAGAGAAAAUCUUACAUCCACGGGUGAAGGAGUACUGCCCGAAACAUCGGGCCAAUCUCGGCGGUGACUUCCGGACGAUAGAGGCUGAUCUCAAGCGUAAGUAUGGUGAGAGCAUCGUGGAGGAAAUGCGAUCGGAUGGGCACGAUAAGAAGCAUGACGGGCAUCACCAUCACCACCAUCAUCACCAUCACCGGAACGAACGUAACGGCGAUCGUAAGAGAAGCACCAAGUUUACGGCGAAAACAAGCACCUCCCGUGACCGUGACGGUCUCAACCAGUCGUCGAUCAGUUCCUACUUCAGUGCGAAAAACAGUGCGCCCUCCUCUUCCACGGCGCUGGCCAGCGGAAGUAAUUCUGGCCUGAUGACGAUCGAUGACGGUGACAUGUGGGAUGACGAUCAGCUGAAGGAAGGUGGCCGAUCGAACAGUGCGAAACUGGCGCCACCGGAACCGGCAACACUAUCGCUGAUUCGCUCACCACAGUCACCGCCCACUUCGCCGAUAUCACCACGUUCGCCACGCUCACCACGAUCACCUCCUUCGCGGAGAUCGCCACGUUCGCCUCGUUCACCCACGUCACCACGAUCGCCUCGCUCCCCGUCGGUAGAGUACGUUUCGAACGACCAAUACCAGGAGGUGAAGACGCGUCGACUAAGCGAGCACGGUGAACGGCACCGUCGAUCGACGUCCCGCACGCGAACGGCGUCCAAAGACCGUACCUAUCGUGAUCGUUCCCGUUCUGGUUCGAGGGGAUACUCGAGUGAGCGAUCGCGUACCAAGCAAAAAUCCACUUCCUACAAACGGUCGCGCGAGAGCAGUCGAUCGUACUCGCGCGAACGUUCCUACUCGUACCGAUCGGGUAGCUCCCGUUCGAGGGAUUGGGAAGAGGACGAGAUUGCGAGGCGUCGCAAGCGUAAAUAUGAGGAGGAGGAGUACGAUCGAGAGUACGAACGUGUGCCGUCAAAGUCAAGGGUGUACGACGAUGAGUACGAAGCCAACAACAAACAGCAACACCUUCAUCCCACACGGAGACCACCCUCACCCGAGGAGGAGUUCAGUUAUACCGCUCCCAAGAAGCGAAUAUCGCAUUAUGCUGAAACCAGUGGUUCCGCUGCCGCUGCGUACGGUAAAAGUUCGGCCUAUGGAUCGUCUGCUGCCAGUGGUUCGUCUUCCGGGUACAACAAUUACGCUCCUCACAAAACCACUGGCGGUGGUGGUGGUGGGGCCGGUGGCAGCGGUUGUGGCUCAUCCCAAAUGCUGAACAACGAAGAUAUGUGGGAUGAUGAUCCGGAACCAUCGUCGUCUAAUUCGCGAUCGAAGGAUCAACCUCCGUCACCGCCAGCAUCACCACCACCACCGUCGUCACCGUCCUCACCGCCACCGCCAUCAUCACCGCCACCAAUGUCACCCUCGCCGGAGCCGGAAUAUAUGCACACGAAGUACGUACCCCCGUCACCUGCACAUCGUCCACCGUCUCCCGCAUCAUUACCACAGCAAACAUCGAUACAUCACGACAAACAUUCGAUGCGCACGUACGAUCACCGAUCGCCGUACGAUGGAGCGCUCGAUCCACGGUUGACGGGUACACCAAAAAGUCCUCCCUAUUCCCAGCUAGCUGGCAGCGGAAGUGCCCUCUCGUCCGGGUCCGGGUGCGUGAAACCAUCGACGUCGGUGCAGUUUACGACAGCGGCACAAAUGCAUCUAAAUUCCCUAGCGAACAAACCAUCAUCAUUACCAGUGAGCACGAUGCAAACGGGAGGCCCAACAAUGGCCGGUGCGGUCAACGUGGCAAUGAUGCAGUCGGGCAUUGUUGGGGGUCCGAAACAGUCGUGCAUGAACACAGUUACCACGAACAGUGUGGCCGGUCCUUCCAGUGGAAAUUCAUCCAACGCUCAACAGCUUAUGGCCGGCACGUCCGGACAUACACCGGGCGGCGCACCCGAUUCGGCCGGCUCAACACCGUCCGGAACGCAGCUUGCCGAGAUGGAGAAGAAGAAGAAGAAUUUGGCCAGUUGCGUCAUACACUACCUGAUGCCGUACUAUCGUGAUCAAAAAAUCGAAACAAAGGAACUGUUCAAGGGGCUGGCGCGGAAGAUUUCGCACAAAUUCUACGAAGCCGAUGUUACUGCGGAACGCAAAGUGAAGAAGUACAUCGAUGAUAUGAUGGCCCACAAGGGUAUCAUUUCGAGCGAAGCGGAUUUUCCCAAAUAG
Anopheles marshallii is the source of this 4524-nucleotide messenger RNA. RefSeq lists its product as uncharacterized. The transcript is spliced from 5 exons. Gene Ontology annotation, cellular component: chromosome; cytoplasm. The record is from RefSeq and is a predicted model, not a curated record. Bases 1 to 4524 code for a protein of 1507 amino acids. Gene Ontology annotation, molecular function: 3'-5' DNA helicase activity; nucleic acid binding; ATP binding. Lineage: Eukaryota; Metazoa; Arthropoda; Insecta; Diptera; Culicidae. Gene Ontology annotation, biological process: double-strand break repair via homologous recombination.